Chelonoidis abingdonii (Abingdon island giant tortoise) is the source of this 5671-nucleotide messenger RNA. RefSeq names its product adenosine deaminase RNA specific (gene ADAR). Lineage: Eukaryota; Metazoa; Chordata; Testudines; Testudinidae. The record is from RefSeq and is a predicted model, not a curated record. Gene Ontology annotation, biological process: adenosine to inosine editing; RNA processing. Gene Ontology annotation, cellular component: cytoplasm; nucleolus. Gene Ontology annotation, molecular function: double-stranded RNA binding; double-stranded RNA adenosine deaminase activity; adenosine deaminase activity.
GGAGAGAGUCAGCAUAAGUAAUCAGCACCUAUUCUAAGGGACCACUCAAGGCCAAGUUGGGAACAGUUCUUUACCUUCUGAUCAGUUAAAUGAAUUGUACUUGUCAGCCUGGGCAAAAACAAGGCCUGUGUGCAGCAAUUGUGCGAGUGGAAAGCGAACCACAGCUGCCUCUCUUCUGGUGUGCAAGAGCCCAGAUUCACACUUGCAUUCCAGCAGCACGCUAUGAACACAGGUUUUGGUCGAGGCAAAGGCUCUUAUCAGACACCCCCAAAACAUAUCUACUGCAGUCCUAAUCCAGCCUUUUUUAACAACUCUCUUGUCCCACAGGAAAAUAAUCGUGACAGAUUCAGAAACCAGCAGGUACAGUUCCUCUUGGGGCAAAUCACUGAAGCUCCCCUGUACCCUUUUUGGGAACAAAGGCCACAAGUAGAGCAGCACAUCAGGGGUCCACGAGCUGCUGUACCAAUUCCUAGAGGGAGUGGGCACAACAGCUGGGGCACAGCUGGGAGUUUUAGACCCCCCUAUAUCAGUCAGCAAACGCGAAGUUUAUCGUCUUAUCCCCCAGCUCAGUACAACUACAGAAAAUCAGAAAGGGAAUUUGACCAUUUCAGCCUGAAUUUCCAGAGACUGUCUGUUGCUGAGCAAAACAGGGAGCAAGAAAUAUUGACAAUUUUAGGGCAGCUCAGGCAGGGGGAGUCCUGUACAGGUCGUGAACUCGCCCGUAAACUUAAAACCCAAAAGAAGGAAGUCAAUCGUUAUCUGUACAAACUUCUCCGGGAAGGUAAAUUGCAUAAAGAAGGAGAGACCCCCCCUUUCUGGCGGAUUGUGGACAAAUCUGGCUCUAUAGGGGUAGUGUGCGAAGGAAGUGCUACCGCUCACAGGAGUCAUUGGAGAGAGAGAGCUUCUGAGAGUCAAGAAACAGAAAGCUCCUCGGUUGACUCAGAAGACGGUACCGAGUCUCCCAUCAUGGCUGAAGUCAAGGAGAAAAUCUGUAAUUAUUUGUUCAAUGUCACAGACUCCACAGCAUACAACCUUGCAAAAAACAUUGGUUUUUCAAAGGCCAAGGAUGUUAACACCACUCUCAGAGCCCUGGAAAAUCUGGGAGAAGUCCACAAGGAGAACACAAACCCCCCCAAAUGGUCCCUCACUGAAAAGAAACGGGAGAGGAUGCAGAUCAAGAUAAAAGCCAAUGAAGUAACAGAAAUGCCACCUCCCGCCCCAGAGCCAGAGUUUCCAGCUGCCUGCAUAGAGCCGGAUCCACAGGAGAGCGUGUUGCCUUUCACAGAAGUAAAGAUGGAAGAAGAAGAAAAUGUAAAGAAUGGACAGCAGGCCUCUGAGCAAACAGAACAGACUGACACCAGUGCUCCUGACCCAGGCCUGCGAGCCCGGAAGUCCAGAUACCGCUUCAUGAACUAUGACAACUCUGAAAAUGGCAAGUGGGCCACAGAUGACAUUCCAGAUGACCUGAAUGCCAUCAAUAAGCAGGCAGAUGAGUUGAGAUGCAUCAUGGAAUCCCCCUCAUCUCCCAGUUAUGCUGCCCAGUUUGACACUGCGUUCCAGUGUACGCCCUUAGAAAAGCUGAUUGCCUGUCAGGAGAAGAAUCCGGUCAGCGGCCUCAUCGAAUAUAGCCAGUACACUUACCAGCGCUGUGAAUUUGCCCUUUUGGAGCAGAGUGGACCCUCACAUGAACCAAGAUUUAAGUUCCAAGCCAUGAUAAACGGGCGCCGGUUCCCACCAGCGGAAGCAGGUAGCAAAAAACUGGCCAAGCAAGAGGCAGCUGCCAAUGCCAUGAAAAUCCUGAUGCGUGAAGCUGAGAACCAAGGGGAGGAUGGCAUGGAAGGGGAGGAGUCAUUUGUCCCAGACAGCUCGGAAGCAGAGUUGCCUGCACGCCCAGAACCAGAGCCUCCGUCUGCAGUGGCACAGCUACACUUGUCGUCCGGGAAGAACCCCAUCAGCAUAUUAAUGGAAUAUGGACAGAAAUCAGGGAGCACAUGUGAAUUCCAGCUGCUGUCUCAGGAGGGACCACCCCAUGACCCCAAGUUCACAUACUGCGUGAAGGUGGGUGAGCAGACAUUCCCCGCGGUGGUAGCCAACAGCAAGAAGGGAGCAAAGCAGAUGGCAGCUGAGGUUGCUGUGAAGAUCCUCCGUGGGGAAGCUGGGGGGCAGUUCUUCCCAGAACAGCCCUCCGGAGAGAUCCUGAGCGAGCCGUCCCUGGAUCCGCCUGUUGCCCAGCCUCUGAAUCUGGAUGAGUCAAAGGCAGCAAAAGCCAAGGGCGUCGGGGAGCUGAUCAAAUACCUCAAUGCCAAUCCCAUCAGUGGCCUGCUGGAAUACGCCCGUUCCAACGGGUUUGCAGCAGAGUUCAAAAUGGUCGAUCAGACGGGACCGCCUCACGAUCCGAAGUUUGUCUACCAGGCCAAGGUGGGAGGCCGUUGGUUCCCAGCCGUGACUGCACACAACAAAAAGCAAGGCAAGCAGGAAGCAGCUGAUGCAGCACUCAGAGUCCUGAUUGGGGAAACGGAGAAGGCUGAGCGCACCGAAGGACCAAGCAUCACAGAGCUCCCAGUGAGCGGCAGUACCCUGCAUGAUCAGAUAGCGAUGCUGAGCCACCAGCGCUUCAACGCCCUCACUGCUCGCAUCCAGCACAGCCUGCUCGGACGGAAGAUCCUCGCUGCAAUCAUCAUGAGGCGAGGAGAAGAAGGCCUGGGAGUUGUGGUCAGCAUUGGCACAGGUAAUCGCUGCGUGAAGGGGGAGGAGCUGAGCCUGAAGGGAGAGACUGUGAAUGACUGCCAUGCAGAAAUCAUUUCCCGACGAGGCUUCGUGAGAUUUCUCUACAGCGAGCUGAUGAAGUACAAUCCCACCGAUCCCUCCUCCGCAGAACAGAGCAUAUUUGAGUCAGCAGGAGAAAACAGGCUCAAAAUAAAAGAUGACGUUACCUUUCACCUCUACGUCAGCACGGCGCCGUGUGGAGAUGGGGCCCUCUUCGAUAAAUCCUGCAGUGACCAGGCAAACAUGGCGGGGGAGAGCCAGCAUCAGCCUCUCUUUGAGAAUCCCAAGCAGGGUAAACUGCGCACCAAGGUGGAGAACGGGGAAGGCACCAUUCCCGUGGAGUCGAGUGACAUUGUGCCUACGUGGGAUGGGAUCCAGCAUGGGGAGAGGCUGCGCACCAUGUCCUGCAGUGACAAAAUCCUGCGCUGGAAUGUGCUUGGCCUGCAAGGGGCGUUGCUGUCGCAUUUCAUGCAGCCAGUGUACCUCAGCUCCGUUACGCUCGGUUAUCUAUACAGCCAGGGUCACCUGACACGUGCAAUCUGCUGCCGCAUGUCGAGAGACGGGAGCACGUUUGAAGCAGGUCUCCAGGCUCCGUAUCAUGUUAAACAUCCCGAGGUGGGGAGAGUUAGCGUGUACGACUCCGCCAGGCAGACGGGCAAGACCAAAGAGUCGAGUGUGAACUGGUGUCUUGCCGACGGAAGCGAGGUGGAAGUCCUGGAUGGCACAAAAGGCAAAGUUGACGGACCAAAGCUCGAGGUGUCCCGCGUGUCCAAGAGGAGCAUGUUUGCUCUGUUCCAGCAGCUUUGUGCCAAGGCUGAGCGCAAAGACCUGCAGAGCCUUGCACUGUACUCGGAUGCCAAGGAGGCAGCCUCGGCCUACCAGGGAGCCAAGCAGCACUUCUUUACGGCGCUGGAGGAGAUGAGCUAUGGGAGCUGGAUCUGCAAACCCCAGGAAGAGGAGAACUUCUCUCUCACCGAGGCGUAACGAGCUGCCCUCUGUGUGUGUGUCUGUGUGUUCCUUUUGUCUUUUUUUGUUGUUUUUUUAAAUGGAGCCAGUAGCGUUGACUAGGAUUGUGAAUUCCCCGGGGUCUCUCCUCCUUUUGAUUAUCCUGGCAGCACAUGUUGAUUCUGCUGGAAGGGACUCCUGCGUUCAUAUUGCAUUCUUUCGACGUGAGUGUACGCUCGGCACAUGGUGGUGAGGAGAUGCGAGCGUGUGAGUGUGUUUGGACGAGGGAAUCCACACUGUCCACGCAUCUAAAUGAAACCACAGGCGAGCCUGCUCCUGUGUCCCUUCAUCACAGCAGCUGGAGGGAACUCAGCUUUUCACUUGUCAAAUGCGUUGUCUCAAUUGGAUCGUUUUAAACAGUAUGUGGGUACUUCCCAGCCUCAUAUCCUCUCCCUCAACACUUCCCUCUGAUUUGCAAGAUGAUUCCUGCAGCUAUUGGCAAACACCCCGGGACUUUUUCUUCCCAGCAGUCCUGCUGGGUGGGCACAAAUUGGUUUGAAGACAAGGUGAUCUCUUGCAACUGCUAUUUAAUUCUGGGAUCUGCCCUAGGGCAUAGCACGAGCUGUGAGGAGCUCAGGGCUAGUGGCAGAUUGCACGUAUGACCUGAUCUAGAUCUCCACAGUUAGUAGGCAUAUUCCUGGCUCUGGUGUGGUAGCCUCAUCUGAGAUACCCUGUUGAUUAUGAGGGUUGGGUCUUGGUUUCUGGAGUCCUGCUGAGAUGGGCCAUUCUAAAACCCUGCCGGACACUACUCCCUGUGAGGGGGGCGAGUGGCACCCGAGGGUGGGGUGUCCCAGACUUGCCAGUUAGGGUGGCACCACUUUAAAACACUCAUCAGUGAAGCGGAGCUUUUCCUCCUCACCCAAAACGGUCCUUCGGACCAGUUUCUUGACUAGCCCCCGGCUGGUUCGGCUGCAGCACAGCCCCUUUUACUGAAAUGAGACCAGGGAUCCUUUAGAGCCUGGCCUCUGUUUUUAAACCCUGCCUUGAAACGGUCAUGAAUUUUAUCUUGUCCACAGGCCUCGGGCCCAGCCGGCCUCUCCUCUUGGUUGUUUGAGGAAUCUAAGACACCUUCGUGGGUGAUGGGAUCUAAGGCAGGUUCUGUCUGCGCUGGGAACGCUGAUUGGUGGCUGUGCGCCUGCCUGCCCUCUCUGCAGGCCUGUGUCUGGGCAGCCCUGGGGAAUGGUGGGCGUGGGGCUGCCUGCCGGCACUGUGCUAGCAGGGCCAGCAAAUUUCUUCUUCCUUUUUGGAGGAAGCACAGGCCUCUCAGCUAAUGGACCCAGUCCCAUCGAGCCUGCCUGGACCUAGAAUCCCAGGCCCCGGGCCGUGGGGUCAGCUUGCUCCGGAGGUCGGUUGUGUUUGGCCUGAGCUGGCCUGGGCUUUGUCAGAAGCUAGUCUGGGUUAGCCUGGUCCUGGGGGAAGGGGCGAAUGGAUUGCUCCGGAACUGAGUGGCGCUGUGAGCGGUCAAGUAUGUUGCAGUGCAGGAGACAGGGGGCAGGCCAGGGGGCGGGCUGCCCCUCUGAAGUAAUUUAAGAGAGACCCAGAUCUGAUCUUACUCCACAGUUCUGGCAUCUUCUUGUGCUGUCUCCACCUCGCCCCCAUUUAUUUUAUUUGUCAGCGGAUCGGAGCAAUUCCUGUUGUGCAUCAUUUGGGGACUGUCUCCUGCAAACUCAUCCUACCCUCACCCCCUUUCUUUUCUGUAGUGUCGGAUUCCUUCUCUUGUCGCACUGGCUCCGGGGAGCUGAAUGGAAACAAAUGUAAAUUUAUUCAUGGGAGAACUGUAACCCUCCUUUUUAUUUUAUUUUAAUUUUUGUAAGUCUGCUUUUAAGUGCCCCUUGGUAUCGAUGAUUUGAAGUCCUAACAUUCCGCAUAAAAAUUAAAAAAAAUUCUGGAUUGUUAGACA